UCCCAUCUCAGAAGCUUCACAGCCUUCACUUUGUCCGAGAAGUCGAAGGAGGAGCAACAAUGGCGAAGAUCUCAGCUCAGAGAUCCGUCCUCAUACUCUUGGGGGACUAUGCCGAGGACUAUGAGGUAAUGGUUCCCUUCCAAGCUCUGCAAGCCUUCGGAAUCGCCGUCGAUGCUGUAUGCCCUGGAAAAGCCUCCGGCGAGGUCUGCCGCACCGCCGUCCAACAGCUCGAGCCCCAUUACCAGACGUAUACGGAGUCCCGGGGACAUAAUUUUGUACUGAAUGCGACCUUUGAUGAGAUCAAUGCUAAGGAUUAUGAUGGAUUGCUUAUCCCCGGAGGUCGCGCCCCGGAGUAUCUUGCCAUGGAUGAGAAGGUUCUGAGCUUGGUGCGUGAGUUUGUUGAGGCGAAUAAGCCUAUUAUUGCCGUUUGCCAUGGCCAGUUGAUCUUGGCGGCCGCUGGGGUGGUGGGAGGCCGGAAAUGCACUGCCUAUCCGGCUGUGAAGUCGGCCUUGGUUGCUGCGGGGGCUCACUGGGUGGAGCCUGGGACGCUGGCUGGGUUUGUUGUUGAUGGGAAUCUCAUCACAGCCUCGUCGUACAUGGGCCAUCCUUGGUUCAUUCGAUCCUUUGUUGAAGCUCUUGGGGGCUCUAUAUCUGGCGCUGAUAAGAAGAUACUAUUCCUCUGUGGGGAUUUCAUGGAGGAUUAUGAAGUCAUGGUACCAUUUCAGUCACUUGAAGUUCUUGGCUGCAAGGUUGAUGCAGUCUGUCCCAAGAAAAGUGAAGGUGACACAUGUGCUACUGCCAUCCAUGAUUUUGAAGGGGACCAGACUUACAGUGAAAAACCAGGACAUUAUUUUACCCUAAACAAAAGCUUUGAGAGUGUAGAUGCUUCAUGUUAUGAUGGACUUGUGAUACCUGGAGGUCGAGCACCGGAGUACCUUGCAUUGGAUGAGAAUGUCCUUAACUUGGUGAAGCAUUUCAUGGAUGCAGGGAAGCCAGUUGCAUCUAUUUGCCAUGGACAACAGGUCCUGUCUGCUGCGGGUGUUCUUAAGGGGAGGAAGUGCACGGCGUAUCCUGCUGUAAAACUUAAUGUAGUGCUUGCUGGAGCGACAUGGCUGGAACCUCAGCCAAUUCAUCGCUGCUUCACUGAUGGCAAUUUAGUUACGGGGGCAGCUUGGCCUGGACAUCCAGAGUUCAUCUCUCAGUUUAUGUUACUACUCGGUAUUAAGGUUUUGUUCUAAAACAGGCAACCUUUUCUUGGUCAUUAUGCUUGAAUUUCACGGGAAGAGCACCUGUUCAACUUCUCAAUCCUCGUCUGCAAACUAAAAUACUCUGUAAUAAUGUUUCUUCCCCAUCUCUUGGUUUCCACAUAUACCAUAUAUGAUGAGAAUGUGAUGCCAUAAGACACUAUGUUUACCUGCUUUAAAUGAUCAUGUCAAUAUGAAUAAUCUAUUUUCUUGUUGUCUUUC
Molecule: messenger RNA, 1466 nt
Organism: Dioscorea cayenensis subsp. rotundata (Guinea yam)
Lineage: Eukaryota; Viridiplantae; Streptophyta; Magnoliopsida; Dioscoreales; Dioscoreaceae
Product: protein DJ-1 homolog D-like
Exons: 5
Coding region: 60-1238 (392 amino acids)
Source: RefSeq, a predicted model, not a curated record